Molecule: messenger RNA, 552 nt
Organism: Podospora anserina S mat+
Lineage: Eukaryota; Fungi; Ascomycota; Sordariomycetes; Sordariales; Podosporaceae
Exons: 6
Coding region: 1-552 (183 amino acids)
Biological process (GO): rRNA processing
Cellular component (GO): small-subunit processome; Mpp10 complex; small ribosomal subunit
Molecular function (GO): structural constituent of ribosome; rRNA binding; snoRNA binding
Source: RefSeq, a predicted model, not a curated record
AUGGUCAGGAAACUCAAGUUUCAUGAGCAGAAGCUCUUGAAGAAGCAUGACUUUGUCAAUUACAAGCAGGAUAACAAGCAUCGGGAUCAUGAUGUUUCGAGGCGGUAUAUGAUUCAGAAGCCGGAGGAUUAUCACAAAUACAACAAGAUUUGUGGCUCUCUUCGACAAUUGGCCCACCGUCUUAGUUUGCUUCCACCAGAUAACGAGGUCAGAAGAAAACACGAGACCCUUCUUCUGGACAAGCUCUAUGACAUGGGCAUUCUUUCGACCAAGUCAAAGCUGUCUAAUGUCGAGCACAAAGUCACAGUCUCAGCCCUUGCCAGACGGCGGUUACCAGUCGUCAUGACCAGAUUACGCAUGGCCGAGACCGUCCAGGCUGCUACCAAGAUGGUGGAGCAGGGCCAUGUCCGUGUUGGUGUUGAGCAAAUCCAAGAUCCCAGCUUUCUGGUGACGAGAAGCAUGGAGGACUUCGUCACCUGGACCGCUGACAGCAAGAUCAAGCGGAACAUCAUGAAGUACCGCGACAAGCUCGAUGAUUAUGAUCUGCUCUAG